UAUGUCAAAUGCCUUUGCUUAUUGCUGUCUUUGGUUUAGUUUAGUUUGCUGUUCACUUUACUUGGUUGUUUAUGUGAUACUCAUGCUAGUUGCUUCUAUCUUUUUUAUUACUGGAUUUUAUUGGUUUCUCUUAGGAUGGGGAUUUUACUGGGUGGUGGAUAACUUAUGGCUAUUUAGAAGUUGGAAGAUUGAACUUCUGAAGUUGCAAAAUAAUGAUACAGUAUUUUUGUUUCUUGAUCAUUCUCACCAAGUACUAAGAGGUUGUUUUUGCUUUUUUUUUUUCUUGAUGCAUUUACCAGUUGGGUAAGCGGGGUCUUGGAUCCAGAAGGCAGUGCAUCUGGAGAUGUUGUUACAUCAGUUAAAAGCUGGUCUGUGUUUUUUGCAUAAUAAAAGAAAGGGAAGACAUAAAGCAUAGUAAGAAGAAUAGCAUUAGAAAAGGCAAGUAAAAAAGCCUUGGAUCCAGUUGCUCCAGUUUAUAAGUACUGCCUUGUAUCAGUAUCUAACAUAUUAACUUCAACAUGCCAAAAUGAGAAUUUGAUAGCUUUCAUCAAGUUUGGUGAGGACUGCAUACUUUUCUGGGGUGUAAAUGAUCACAGUGAAAAUGGUGUUGAAAAAAAACUUUUGGGUUAUUUUUGUUCUACUCCUUUUAGGAUUUGUAGAUAAUUUGCACACUGCAAAACGCGCUCCUCGGCCUAGGCCUCGCCGGAUUCUCUUGGAUACAGAUGUUGAUACGGAUGAUUUCUUGGCUCUGCUUUACCUCUUAAAGCUUAACAGAUCAGAGUUUGAGUUAGAGGGUGUGACUAUCAACACAAAUGCCCGGACUGAUGCUAGACAUUCUGUGAAUCAAAUCUAUGACAUCCUUUACAUGAUGGGGCGCGAUGAUAUCGCUGUUAGAGUUGGCGGCGAAGGUGGAAUACUAAAAGAUGGUACCAUUCUUCCUAAUGUUGGUGGAUAUCUUCCCAUAAUAGAACAGGGUGUUACAACCACUGGGGGAUGUAGAUAUAGACAAGCUAUCCCAGUAGGUAUUGGAGGUCGUCUGGAUGUUGAUACAAAUUUUGGCAUUAGAAAAGCUUUUCUUCCUCAGGUAUAUAUAAACUUUUAUUUCCACUGAUCUGUUAUGCUUAUUCUAUGUAUGAUAAAAGAGAUGUUUGCUUGAGUUGAGUUGAGUUGCUUAUUUAAACUUUAUAUGCUUACAGGUGGAAACUAGCUUAAGUCUUAUGUUCUUAAUAAUAAAAGGAAUUUUUUUUUACAAUGUGCAGGUAUAUUGAGAUGAUAUCUUUGGAGCAAUUCUUGACAACAUUUGUAGUUGAGGCCUUUAGAAUGGAAGAAUGUAUUUCACUAAUUUUUGUAUACAUUUCUUGUUUUGUAUUUAGUGAUAAAGGAAUCUGAAUUGGGCAUAAAUUAUGUUGUAAUAUGAUUUCUUAAGCCUAGACUAGUAGACUAAAUAUUGUAAUUACAUUUGAGUAAUUAAUAAAAAUCUAUUUAUGUUA
This is a messenger RNA of Humulus lupulus (European hop), 1490 nucleotides long. Its product is annotated as nucleoside hydrolase 5-like. The record is from RefSeq and is a predicted model, not a curated record. Gene Ontology annotation, molecular function: hydrolase activity, hydrolyzing N-glycosyl compounds. Lineage: Eukaryota; Viridiplantae; Streptophyta; Magnoliopsida; Rosales; Cannabaceae. The transcript has 6 exons. The coding region runs from base 587 to 1111 and encodes 174 amino acids.